AUGCCGUUCUACCACCGACAGAACGGAUCUUCCUUCAACCUCUCUGCCGUCGCUAGCGGCGAUUGCGAGCUCGAAGUUCUCUUCGAGAUCGCAGAGGAUUCAAAAGCUCCAGCCGAUGCGAGAAACUUUGCAUCCAUCCUCAUCGAUGAGGUCAUCAGUUCAUCCAAGCUUCAGCUCGAAGCUGGUGCACAGCUCCUCAGGCUAGCCAUGGAGCAAGAUGGUCGGCAGAUUCAGAUCAACGAACUGGCUGCUGAUGUUGUUGGAUGGGGAGAGAGGCUGUUGGCUGGUGAAGCUCUGGCUGAUCAUAGCAGGCGCGUCGAAGCAUGGCGAAAGACGCGGAAAGAUCUUCGAGGGAAGCGGCCCAGAUUCAAGCGCCCUCCAAGCAUCGAGACCGCAGGAGCCCUGACUCCAGGCUUGCAGCACUUUCUGGACCUGGUGCAAGUGCCGAUCGAAAGGCUCGCGGCCAUGUACGCUGGGCCAAAGCGUAGCGAAUCCACGCUUCGCCGUCUCGAUGAGUUGUGCGCUCUCGACGAGCUGCCCGCUCCCGAGCAACCAGCAGACCAAGUCAUUCCCGACGACGAUCUAGACGACUUGCUGAUCAGACAAAGCAAGUUCAUCCUCGACCUCCUGACCAGGUUCCACCUCACGCAAGGCCCGAUCAGCCGUUACCGCAAGUCGAAGACCGAGUACCACCUCCCCGCAGGAAAUGGCAAUGUGGCGGUCAUCCACUUGACGCUUGUCGAUUCCAGCACCAACUGCGAGCCACCGGAAGACGUGCUACUCGACAUGGCCACACAUCCAACCUGCUGGUGCAUCAAGAAGCUAGACCACGAAUGCUUCAUGUCUCAAGGACAUGUCUGCUUUCGACACGUCUCAGGCGCGCACACCUUCGGCUUCGUCCGCACCUUGCAACCUGCUACCAAUACGCCUACCUCGGAGGCGUUGAUCGUCAAGCCAGAUGCCAUUCACGGAAACGCGAGUCCGCUUCUUCUUCCAGCGCCCCAGCAGGCCAAGGCACCACACGGCUCGGACGACUCUACCAUCAUGCUAGCUAACGUGGAAGUUGAUCUCACUUCACUGACGCAGUCAAGUGAAGGCUUUCGGGGGACACCGCAGCUCAGCGACCUCCAGCUUCACACGGUCAUAUUGGCGCUCUCACAGCUGGAAAGCUGUCCAUCUUGGAGCAUAGGCGAGAGGAGCAUUGCCUCGUCGGAAGUCCAGACGCUCUUGCCCGGCAAGUGGUUGAGCGACGGGGUGCUCAACCCAUACUUUGAACUGAUCGAGGAUCACGUCAACCGCACACUCUUGCAAGACGGGAGGGCACCUCGUGUCAAGGUCUACCCAACAUACUUCCUCCGUAUCUGGGACUCUGCCAAUCGUACCGAUUCGCGUGCCAUCCGAGGAUUCACAAAACGCCGAGACACCUACAAGCCAGCCGGAGAUGAUCAGAUCGUCAAUAUACUCGAUCUAGAGCUCGCCAUCUUCCCUUUCCAUUUACAAGGGAAUCACUGGUCGUUCCUGCUGGUCUCCGUUCGCCACCGACGCUACGUGUACUUCGAUUCCAUCCGUAACAGGAGUAAGGCUGCAAUGGACGAGGUGCAAAGGAACCUUGACGCGAUCAAGGAGUACCUCAACCAGGAGGUCAAGGCAAGGGGACAGAGAGACGUCAACUUUGACUGGGAGUUUCACGAGGACGAGACAUUCCCCCGACAGGUUGGUGGUAACGAUUGUGCGGUUUUCCUUGCCCAGGGGGCCAAGGAAGCUUGUCUACAACAGCCAACACGCCGUUGGAAAGACGUUCAAUGGUCGUUCAGUCAGGAGGAUGUUCCACAUCUUCGAGCGACCAUGGCACGAGAGCUGGCAAAUCAAAAGCUGGAGGCUUGA
Moesziomyces aphidis is the source of this 1884-nucleotide messenger RNA. The record is from the annotation of a GenBank genome assembly. Lineage: Eukaryota; Fungi; Basidiomycota; Ustilaginomycetes; Ustilaginales; Ustilaginaceae.